Messenger RNA from Saccoglossus kowalevskii, 7401 nucleotides. RefSeq lists its product as uncharacterized. Lineage: Eukaryota; Metazoa; Hemichordata; Enteropneusta; Harrimaniidae. Gene Ontology annotation, biological process: cellular component organization. The record is from RefSeq and is a predicted model, not a curated record. Gene Ontology annotation, molecular function: actin binding.
AUGUCACGCGUACUAUUAUUUGCCUAUACUGAUGUAAGACGCGAAACUACAGACGACGACGUUGAACUCAUUGUGCAGUUGGACGUGUUUGAUGACCAGAAGGCCCAGGACGAAGAACAAUUGUCUGGCCCUGACGGAGUGGAUCUGAAUAAUCACCUCGAUGUCUUCCACGCUAUAUUUCGCCAGGUCUGUGACAGCCCGCAGUCAACAACCUUCCUGACUAUACUACAACAUAUACUGCGUCUGGACAAUAAGGACCCUAUUAGUGAUGCCAUCUGGGAAACUACCGAAAAAUUAGUACAUCGCGCAACACUUAUCGAUAAACGGGAACACGGUGACCGGUUGCUCACCACGGGAGAGCAAGAACUAGAAAAGGUCGUCGACAGUUUGAAGCCCAAAACCGGGAAACAGGGUAACUGUUCUUGUGCCUGCCACAAUGACGCGGAGAGCAGAUUUGAUGUUAUUACACCCACACAGAGGGUCCGGAAAGUGUCGGUUAACCCAUGUGCUCCGCCGUUAGCGUUCACGGGAAUGUGUGCAAAGGACGCUUCAAACAUAUCCACACAACACGCUGGUGCUACGAACUUAACUCACGGGAUUAAUAGAACUUUCGAUAGUACGGACUCAGGUGUUAGUUCCGAAUCAUCUCCACCGGCUGAGCUCCCAGCGCCACCACCGCCACCACCACCACCACCACCACCACCACCCGGACCUCCUCCGCCUCCGCCUCCUCCAUUCAUGGGAUCUUUAUCGACAUUAGGAGGAAUACCCCCUCCGCCUCCUCCCAUGCCUGGCAUGGGUGGCCCGCCGCCACCACCUCCGCCACCAGGAGGACCUCCGCCGCCCCAUGGACUAAUGGGCUAUAAACAUAUGACACUGCCCGCGUCCCCUGUGAUCCCUAAAGCCAAACCAAAGACUAAAAUGCGGACCCUGAAUUGGAGCAAACUUCCUGCAAAUUCAGUUAUGGGCGAGGGAAAAACUAAUAUUUGGGCAAAUGUAUCUCAGGCACGCAACGGGUUUACAGUUGAUUGGGAUCAAGUCGAAGAGUUGUUCUGCCAGGAAAAACUCAAAAAACCAGCUUUGUCUAAAGACGGAACUGUAAAGGGCGGCGUGGAGACUGACUUCAAGAAAAAGAAAGAAUCGACUGAGAUCAAUUUACUGGACGGCAAGCGAAGUCUAAACAUAAACAUCUUUUUGAAACAAUUCAAAAGUACAAACGAAGAGAUAAUCCAGUUAAUAACGGAGGGAAAGGGUGACGUAAUUGGAGCGGAGAAAUUGAAAGGGCUGCUGAAAAUACUACCAGAAUCGGAUGAGGUUGAGAUGCUUAAAUCAUUCGACGGCGAUGCAACUAAACUAGGCAAUGCAGAGAAAUUUUUAAAAAUGUUAGUCGACAUAUCAAGCUACAAACUGCGCAUAGAAGGCAUGCUGUUAAAAGAAGAGUUCGAAACGACACUGGAUUAUCUAGAGCCUUCGAUUGAAUGCGUAGUCAAAGCCUCAAAAGAAUUGAAAUUCAGCAAGUCGCUGAGCGACAUACUAUAUUUGGUGCUCCUUACCGGAAACUUCAUUAACUCAGGUGGCUAUGCAGGCAAUGCCAUUGGUUUCAAGAUAACUUCAUUAUUAAAAUUAGUGGAAACAAGAGCUAAUAAGCCCAAAAUGAACUUCAUGCAUUACGUUGUGAUGCAAGCAGAAAAAAAAGACAAAAGUCUUCUAGAUUUCUCCGAUGAGGUAAAGCACCUCGAGAAAGCGUCUAAAAUAUCUAUAGAGACCCUAAAAACGGACUUCGUAGCACUGGACCAGAAAGUUACGACGAUGCUUGAACAAGUGGAAAAAAGUGAGGACGUAGUCAAAACUCAGCUACAGGAGUUCCUGGAGAAUGCACAAGAGGAUUUGGAAUACGUCAGAGAAUGUUUGAGUGACGUAGAACGUGUAAAAGGAGAGCUUAUAGAAUAUUUCUGUGAUGACGAAAAAAGCUUCAAAUUAGAAGAAUGCAUUAAAAUCUUCCAGACGUUUUGUGAUCGAUUCAAGAAAGCCAUUGAGGAAAAUCGACAAAGGCAAAUUCAAGAGGAAAAAGCAGAACUUAGAAGAAAACAGCGUGAAGAGCAGGAAGCAGCAAAACGUCGACGCCAGUUUCGUACUGGAAGCUUGCCUGGUGGCGGUGCCUUACCUGGCAAUGACAAACCAAUUGUGGACAUGUUAUUGGGAGACAUUCGCAGUGGAUUUACACAACAAAAAUAUGGCGAGUUGUGUGAACAGUCUGUUGAUGGCAUUCCACUGAAUUCUCCCAAUUUGCCAGCAGAUGACAAUGUUGGAUUUGGAUUUAAUAGAAAUAGUUUGCGACGAUCAGGGCGACAAAAACAAUUUAGCCUGGAAAAGAUUAUUGAAACAGGGAAGGAAGAUCCAGUAGAUGAAAGACGGUUUUCUGUUUACUCUACAAGUAGUUCAAGUAGUAAAGAUGAUUCACCAUUCGGUUCUGUAUCCAGUAGACGAUUUCGAAAUAUCAACAGUUCACCUGGUGAUGAUGAACUUUUAGAGCUUUUGGAGGCUGAGUCUGAUUUCCGCAGAGACGGUAGUCUGCGCAGGUCACGACGGAAAGCUAAACCAAAUUUUACAAAUGAUCAAAGGGAGAGAACAGACUCCCCUGGAAGGGAUAUGCUUGAUGGUGGUGAUAGGAAUGAGUUGCAAGGCAGGACUAGGAGUUCUAUUGAUGCCAGAGAAGUGGACCGUGCCUUGAGACAUUUUGAUGGUGCAAAGAGACGACAUAAAAGUUUUCUCGGUAGUGGAGAUGUAGAUGCAGCAAUUGGAAUAGGUGAAAAAGAAAUAUAUAAUUCAGAAACAGACUUGCGGUUAAAACGAAGGACCAGAAAUGAUUUUAGAGGUGUUACAACAGACUCUUUAGGAACAGAUAACUUGGAAAACACUAAUUGGAAAUCACAACUAAGAAGACCAAGGAGUGUAGGGGAUACAGGCGAAGUUGAUAAGGAUUUACAAAGAGAUAGACCUAGCAUAGAAGGUGGGGUGUUGAGGAGGCACAAGCGAGAUAGGAAGCCUCGUCCAUGGAGUGUUAUAGAAAGUCGUGAUAUUGAUAAGGUGCUUAGAGGGAGUACUUCUGUUAGCAAGGAUUCAGACUCAGAUGCAACACCUCCUCCAACUCCACGACGUGUUCGUCGUACUGCUGUCACUAAUGAUGCUGACUUUGCUGUGUCUACUAUUGCCAGAAGAGAACGAUGGAAGAAAAGGUUAUCAAGGGAAGAAGAACCAUUAGAAAACAAAGAGGGAAAGAUUAUGCCAAGAGAAAAGAACGAAAAAGCUGCUGAAGUACUCCAACCCCAAACUAUGGGUAUUGUGUCAAGCGAAGAGGUAGCAGUGAAAAAUGAUCAGAAAAUUAUCAAGAGGGAGAGAAGACGAGCACGCAGUGAAAUCAAUGCAUCUGAAGUUGAAAGCUCCAUAUUUGCUGUUAUUGGGAAACCUGCCUCAUCUGAACCUGCCACUCCAAUCAGCAAAUUAGAUGAUGGUCCUAAACCUUCAGAAAAAGCCAACAAAGUCACUUACCGUGUUCGUUAUGCAACAGAACUAGACACACAUGAAGAUGGCAUGAAAAUUAAGUAUAGCAUUGAUGAGAAUAAGAGCCAAGAUAUCACUUCUAAAACCCUCAACCCAUCAGCUAAGACGGCAAUGCAGAAUAUGGAUGCUACUAGAACUACCACUAUGACAAGUGACACAAAUGCAGUGGAAAAAACAUUUACAGAAAAUAAGCAUUUGGCUGAUGAGACAGACAAACACAGUUUAGUCAGUGAACAAGACAGUGAACAAGAUAGUGAAGUAAACAAGGAAGAUGAUGAUGAUAAGAGUGAAGUUGAAAGUCCUAAAAAAGUUGAGUCGCCACGAACAACAACCAGGAAGAGACUGCAUAUGAAAUUUGAUCAAAUAAAUGUGGAGUCAACACUAAAUGUCAUAGAAGACUCUUUGAUUCAUAAGCAUCAACUUGAACAACAAGCACAGGAGGAAGAAAACAAAAAAGCUGAUUUAGCUCCAAGAAUUCGACGAGUUUCACAGAUUCAAAAACCUUCUAUGAAUGACCUGCAUGCAAACAAGGAGGACACUAAAAAGGAGGAUUCGUCAAUGGCAUUACAUAAGCAUCAACCAAUAAAAGAAGACAGCCUAAUAGAAGAGAAACCCAUUCCUGCACAUGAGUUUUUCAAAAACAGUGAUGAGCCUCCUUAUUUUGUCUUCCGGAGUAGAAAAACUAAGGAUAGAACAAUGAUUGAACAUCUUUUGACAGGUGUCAAUCAAGUAAUUGAGGAGGAUACCAAUGAUGAGAAAAAAGAGAUAGAAAUUGGAGAAUCCUGCAAUAACCUGCAACAAAAGCCUGAAGUAAAUGAAGAUGAUGAGGAAAUGGCUUGGGAGAAUAUUGGCAAGCAGCAGGCUGAAAUUAACAAAGACAUUGCUGAAAUGAAACAAGAAAUGAAACGCAGAGAAUCUGUUACUGACAGUGGAAUAAAUGUGAAUGAAAAUGGUGAAGAAAUUACUAAGGACCACAAGAUUCAAAAAAUGAAUAAGGGCAUAGAACCAUCAAAAACAGUGUCCAUAUCUCAUGCUACCCAGCAAAGUGAGCCACAAUCCAUGAACACAAAUGUAGACAAUUCACCUCUUGUGGUUUUGAAGAAGGAUAUCAAUGACAAUGAAAAGAAUUUGGUUGUCAAGCCUACAGUAAACGAUAUUCCAUCAGGCCGUGACACUCUAAUGAUUGAGUCGGACAGUGAACUGAACAAACGAAAGUCAGCUGAUAUUAGUGUAGCAUCAGAUAGAACAGACAAAGACAGUUUGGAUGGAAGUAACUCUGAAAGCGGUGAAGAAGGUGAUGUUGAGUCUUGUUUCGAUGAUAAGGAUACUGAGGACAGACCUGUAACCACAUCACCAAAACCAAAAGAGAAAAUUUUAUUUGAAGUCUAUUUGAGGCCUGAUAAAGGUACGCCAAAGAAUGUAGAGAAACAAGGGAUUGUUUCAAAACAGAAAGAAGAAAAACGAUCAAGGCUUACUGCUCCAACAAAAUCAUCGUCUAUGAAAGCUGAACAAAAGACAGAAACAAAUCCAUCAUCUCGAAUUAAACAGUUACCUAAGACAGACAAAAACAAAAAGCCAACAUAUAAUUCUGCUAGGAAACCUACUACUGCUGUACAAUCAUUGAUGAAGAAAACUGCAAGAAACAGAAGUAACAGUCGAGAUUCUCUGGAUUCAUUGGCAUCAGAACCUGAUAGCAGAAAGGGGUAUUUGUCUCGAAGUGGGUCAGCUGCUAGCACAUGCUCCACAAUUUCAAAUGUUAGUUCAGUUGAUAAUAGAAAAAAGCAAGCAAGAUUGAGACCUGGGGCAAAAUCAAAGUGUCUUCCAAAAGCGCGGCCAGGUUCUGCAACAUCAACAACUAGCAUAGAAGCAGAAUUGAUGCAAGUAGCAGAACCAAAGAAAUCUAAGUUGCCAACAAAUUCCAAUGUGAAAAAAUCAUCUCCAAAGGGGCCUUCCAGAACAGAUGUGGCAAUAGAAGCAGCUAGACAAAGAAGGAAGUCGACACCGUCACCAGUCUGUGAUAGACAUGGAGAUUCUGAUUCUAGUGGUAGGCAGUCAACAACAACGCCGCCAUUAAGAAAAUCCCCAGCAGGAUCAUCUAUUAGGGGAUCAUCUCCAAAAAGAUUGUCAUCACCAAGAAACUCUUUAAGAGGUACACCUAGUCCUGCUGGUAGCCUGAGUAACAUUAGGAGUGGCUCUAUCCGUGGUAGACCAGCCUCUCCUGCCCAAGUAUCAAAUUUCAGUAAUGCCAGAACUGGAUCAAUUAGAGGUAGACCAAAUGCAAUACCAGCUGCAAACAGGAAAAUAGAAACCCCUUCACCAAGAAAAAGUUUCAGGAAACCAUUAGCUUCAAAACCACCUGACAAGCAGACCCCAGGAAAACCUCCUCCGGGACCAGCAAAAAUGAUGCCGAGCAGUACCCCCCAACAACAACAACCACAGCCUCAACCUCAAAGACGUCAACCAUCCACAGGGAACUCACUUAUGAAACCCACAGCAUCUUCUCGUGGAAAAGUGACGCCACAAACUUCAUCAUUACCAAAACCAGUCACUAAAACACCAGUGGCUGGUACUGGAAAAAAAAUACCAGCUCCUGUUCAAAAAACCAGGAAACGUUUAAGCCCAACUACCAGCCAGGUUACACCAUCAGAAAAGAUUCCACCGUCGCCAAGAACACCACGAACUAUACGAAUGGGCACUGCCAGUUUAGGGUUGAAUAAUUAUCAAGGUCAGCCUAAAAAAGGGACCAGCAUCCCAGCUUCGCGUCCAACAACAUUAGACAUGAUGCCACAAUCAACACAUGAUAACACCUAUGUUGAGUCAGCAUGGAAAAAGGAAGCUGUGCAACAGUCAUUAGGUAGAAACACUAGCUUUGAAAGUAAUUCGAGUUCACCAGUAAAUUCACCACAUAACCAAAUAACACCAGCUAUAACACCUUCACCAGCUGUGACACCAUCAUCACCUUUUCCUGGCCCAUCAAAAACAUCAAGCCCCCAACGUUCAGCCUCAGGAAGUCAGCAAAGCAUCACAAGUGAUUCAACGUAUAGUUUGGAUUCACAACAUUCAGCAAACAGUGGGAGCAUGUACCUUAGAAGUAUUGCUGAGACAGUCUCAUCAGUGACCGGAUCACUGACACCUUUGGUAGAUCACAUCUCAGAUCCGGAUGUGUUGAAAACGUUGGACAGUGAAAGAAAUCGUAGUCUUGAAGAAAUCACCAAAACUCCCAUAGCAGCAUGGCCAGACCCAGCACUCCAAGGGGAAAGCAGCAUCCCUGUUAAGUCGCCAACAAAACAAAGUAGGGUGAGCAAGCUUAUCAAUAAACUAACAGGGAAAUCUGAAAAAACAGAUAAAAAUCAGCCUUCAAAGUUGAAAAGGAGUCAGUCUUUAGGUUCCAGACCUACAACUAGUGCAGUCCCAGGGUCACGCGAAGUUGUUCAACAUACCACUGAAAGAGGUGAUAUAUCAGCAUCCAAUACAAUAGAUACACUCGCAACAAGCACUGCCAUAUCACUGACCGCACAUUCAGUGGACACAAAACCACAUUUGCUAACUCCCACAUUCCCAGAUUCAAUACCGGAAAUACCAGUGCAUGAAUCACCCUCAUCAAUGUCUAAAAUACCAACCCCAAAUACCUCAGCAAAACUUGCGACCCCCUCGAGAAUACAACAGCCUGCAUCCAGAGUGAGCAGAGCAGCAUCUAAUUUUGGAACACCAGCAACACGCACAUCGUUUAGACAGCGAUCAGUGCCACCAACAACAGGAGGCUUGACCAGAUCUUCAUCAAUGUCUGCACGAAUGGGAAAUAGGCCUUUUCCCGUGGAAAUAAAGAAAACAAAAGUUUGA